Molecule: messenger RNA, 1300 nt
Organism: Pistacia vera
Lineage: Eukaryota; Viridiplantae; Streptophyta; Magnoliopsida; Sapindales; Anacardiaceae
Product: protein OS-9 homolog
Exons: 8
Coding region: 146-1033 (295 amino acids)
Biological process (GO): retrograde protein transport, ER to cytosol; endoplasmic reticulum unfolded protein response
Cellular component (GO): endoplasmic reticulum lumen
Source: RefSeq, a predicted model, not a curated record
CAUGAGCGUGGAGUCUGGUCAUCAGCGCCAUCAGAUCAGCGAUACCAGUCUCCCAAGCGGACUCCAGACUUUCCCAAUUUCAGAAUUCGAGUUAGUGAGAUUCAUUUGCUGUCUCUUCUUUUUCGUUUAAUUACGAAACAGAACUAUGAGAUUGGCGUGUUUUGUUCUUCUCGUUUCAUAUUUCGUAUGCAGCUACGUGGUAGCUGAUCAAAUCUACCCAGCUCAUGUAGGUGGUACAUUUGGCCGCAGCUCUCGUGAGCCAAAAUACAAGAUUGAAUUCCAUUCAGAAGACUCCCCAUUUCAUCCUGAUGAUGACCAGGAGUCUGUGGUUAUGCCCAAUAAAAAUGGACAGAAUUUCUUAUGUUACUUGCCUAAGGUGGAGAAAACCAGCAUUGGGAAGCCAGUAGCGCAGCAUAACACAAGCAGCAUGAUUCUAGAAACUGAGAAACGUGUUAAAUUGAAGACACCAGAUGAACUGCUUGAACCAUUGAAGGACCGGUGCUUUAUCAGACAAGAGGGUUGGUGGUCAUAUGAAUUUUGCUACCAGAAAAAGUUACGACAACUGCAUUUGGAAGAUGAAAGGGUGGUUCAGGAAUUUAUUUUGGGUGUGUAUGAUGAAGAGGCAACAGCUGCUUUCAACCAGAAUCUUUCUGACAUUUCCACACUGAAAGACCCUCGCUCCAAAGAUGCAUCGCAAAGGUACCAUGCUCAUCAAUUCACAAAUGGAACAAUCUGUGAUCUCACAAAUCAGCCCCGAGAGACUGAGGUGAGAUUUGUGUGCUCAGAACCUAGAGCUAUGAUUAGUUCUAUUACAGAACUAUCGACAUGCAAGUAUGCACUUACCGUUCAGUGCCCAAUGCUUUGCAAGCACCCUUUGUUCCAAGAAGAGAGACCGGUGUGGCACACCAUUGAUUGUAAUGUGCUUCCAAAGGAUUACAAGGUAACAAAAGUAGGGGAAGACAAAGUGGAACCUGAACAGAUUUUUAUGGUCACUGAUGAUGCUUCUCCAUCAAAUUAUGAGACACAAGAAUAAGCAACUUAUUAUUGACAAAAAAAGGAUUCUGUCCAUAUCAAUUACUUAACAAAGGAAAGGAUUUUACUCAGUGUCUCGCCCUUCACCCACAUAUCAGUGCAGUAGAUAGUUAUUUUCAAAUCUUUACAAAACAAAGUUACUCUUCAUUUUUGAGUAUUUGUGUAGUCAUCUUAGGGAAAUCUCAAAUUUCCAUCUUAUCAAAUAUUACAAUACUACAUAAAUUCUGGGAUUAUAAAUGGUAAAUGUUGAACUUUUUCAGCUUUUUAA